Molecule: messenger RNA, 932 nt
Organism: Branchiostoma belcheri (Belcher's lancelet)
Lineage: Eukaryota; Metazoa; Chordata; Leptocardii; Amphioxiformes; Branchiostomatidae
Exons: 4
Coding region: 264-932 (222 amino acids)
Source: RefSeq, a predicted model, not a curated record
GCGCCAAAAAAUCAAAUAUUCUGAAUCUAACAAAUCUUGGUCUUAUCAUCAUUUACUAUCACUUUUCAACACUUUUGCGUCAUUAAAUUACGUUUCUGGCGUAUUUUGUUAGCGCAAAAACAGUCCGCUCGAUGUGCGCUCAGUUGCGGGUGGCACCCAGUUGAUGCCACCGCUGGAACGUAAACAAACAACGGUUUUCGUUCGGGAAUCUUCGGUAAGUUCCGGCUUCGUGACGUCAUGACUAGCUCGCCCUCUCAAACAAAAUGGCGGGAAUGGAGGGCGCUCGGGAUCGGUUGACCAGUUCCGCCAGGAAAAGGAAGAAGAGGGACAAGUUCAAAAAGCGGGUGUUGUUGGGCGACAUGUUUGUGGAGUGGCGGGACCUGAAAUCCGCGCUCGGCCUGAAGACAGACUGUGAUUUGGCCCGUCUUCUCAUCAACAGCUAUAGACAGCAUAGUGACACUGACACUCCCAGGCCCAGUUCACCACAAAGUCCACCUUCAAAUGCACCAAGCCCACCAAAGACGGUCACACCGAGCCAUGCCUCCACUCCACAUGUGACACAACAGCCUCCCAACCUGAAUGCUGGUGACAUCUCCAGCAUUUCCCCAGGGUCUUCUUCCACUGUUUCAGUUGUGUCUUCAUGCAGCAAGCUGGCUGAAGACAUGAGGAGCCUGCCCAUCAUAUCCCCUGAGGAGGAAGUGUUUGCGCACGACCAGUCUGUGGCGGAGGGGGAUGACGAGGACUAUGUCUUUGUCUCCCCUGAGGAGCUACAGAUUAGAGAGGAGGGCGACAUCGUCGGGCUGCAGUGCUGGAUUGGCUACACCGAGUCCCUGCUUGCACUUGUACGGUACAUGCAGCUACCGUACGACAAGUGCAAGGAAAAGGAGUGUAGGGCAGAGGUGGACAAGGAGCCAGAGACAAAAACUGUGUAA